This is a messenger RNA of Actinia tenebrosa (Australian red waratah sea anemone), 1150 nucleotides long. RefSeq names its product transmembrane protein 205. Lineage: Eukaryota; Metazoa; Cnidaria; Anthozoa; Actiniaria; Actiniidae. The record is from RefSeq and is a predicted model, not a curated record.
ACACAGUUCCAAUCUUUGCACACCUCUUCGAUGGCUCAUAGCCAACCGAUAAAGGAUGUAGUUCGCUGGACCUUCCAACACCAGUAUUUCCAACAGACUGUGAAGAACAAACUAAAGAACAAAAAAGCGGCUGCGACGAAGACCAAAAAUAUGACUUCUUUAUUUGGACAAAAAGUGUUCUGCUGUGUUCUCGUGCUGGUCAUGGCGUGCUUCUCGGAUAAAGUAAAGUUACUGUUUCAAAAAGGUACCAUCAACCAGACGAUUCAAGUGUACCUUCAUUCACUAGCCAUUAGCUCUUGGAUUGGCAUCCAAGCUUGGGUCAUAUUUGUUGCCGGCAUAACGAUGUAUUUCAACAUGCCGCGUCACGUGUUUGGACACAUCCAAUCAAAACUGUGGCCAAUGUACUUCAGGAUUGGUACAAGUCUGACUGUCAUUGCUCUCUUGACUAAUGGGGCGGUACUUCAACUCAAAGAAAAAAAGACGCGAAUUGAAGAAUUCCAGCAUGUUUCUGGUCUUCUGGUCUCACUUUUAUGUGGGAUAUUGAACUCAUUUUAUUUCGAGCCCAACGCCACACGAUUAUGGAUGGAUCGAUUUGCCUUUGAAAAAGAGAGAGGCUUCGGUAACGAGAUUGGACCAAUCAAGGACAAAGAGCUGCUGGCCAACCCGAAAUACAAAGCUCUCACACACAAGUUUGCAAUGUUCCAUGGGAUGUCAUCACUUGCCACAGUAUUUUCGUUCAUUGGAGGUCUGGUGUACUUAUGGAAUCUUACAUGUCACCUUAUCAACACGUAAUGGUAGAGCUAAGGCUGAGAUUUCCUUAUUAAUAGCGACGAAGCGUGUUGCGAUGAAGAAAGAUAAAUCGCCCCAAGUCUGACCUUCAAGGAAUCAAUGCAAAAGUUGCCAUAGAAACAAUGAAAAAAUUCCCGCCAAGAGCUAGACUAAGAAGACGAUGAACUUAGAACUGAACUGCUCGUAAAAAGGCUAUUCGUUAUAUAAAUGACUAUAGAAUUAAUGGCGAUAUUACUGAACUGUAAGACAUAUACACACAAAGUGUAUGGGCCGAAUGCUCACUCUAUUUAUACAAACAAUUUAUAUAAAUAACAUCAAGACAAAUUUUUAACUUAUAAAAUAAUUUCUACAUGUUUUAUAA